Molecule: messenger RNA, 964 nt
Organism: Prunus persica (peach)
Lineage: Eukaryota; Viridiplantae; Streptophyta; Magnoliopsida; Rosales; Rosaceae
Product: glycine-rich protein A3
Exons: 3
Coding region: 165-638 (157 amino acids)
Source: RefSeq, a predicted model, not a curated record
AAGUUUCACACACACAUUUGUUUGUGUGUUUAAGCCCAAAGCCUUAACAGAUAAACAAAAAGACUUCCAAAUUAAGAUAGUCAUCACACCACAAACUACCAUCUCAUCUGACUGUAAAAUCAUUUUGGCAUCAAUUUCACGUACUUGAACUUGAAGUAACUAAGAUGGGAGGUGGAAAGGACAAACAACAUGAGUCUACUGACAAAGGGUUAUUUUCAUUUGAUGGUGGAUUUGGUGCUGGACACUAUCCUGGAUCAUACCCUCCGCAAGGAUAUGGAUAUCCCCCACAAGCACAUCAUGGAUAUCCUUCCUCCGGUGGGUAUCCUCCACCUGGAUAUCCUUCCAAUGGGGGAUAUCCACCAGCCGUCUAUCCAAGUGGAUAUCCCCCAGCCGGUUAUCCAGGUCACCCAGGUCCAUAUCAUUCAGGAUAUGGAUCUAGCAUGGGACUGGGAGGGGUGUUAGCUGGGGGUGUUGCUGCAUACGGGGCCAACCAUCUUGCGCAUGGGCGCCAUAGCCCUGGAUAUGGUUACGGGGGUUACCAGGGCUAUGGGGGUUCUCAUGGGAAGUUCAAACAUGGGAAAUUUAAGGGAAAGGGGUAUGGCAAGCCCUUUGGGGGCAAGUUCAAGAAAUGGAAGUGAUCAUGGAGUGGAUCCAGGCAAAAUAUCAUGGUCGGUUCAAGAUCUAAGUCUAUAAAUAAUCUUAUACUUUAAAUGGCUUUCUAAUAAUUACGACAGCCAUGCUGUUUCGGGUUGUCUUAUUGUUUCUUUAAAUAAUGCUAUAUACUGUAUAUGUCGUGUAAUUUAGUUGUUUUUGUUCCUUUGAGAAGGCCAGUGGAAUGCUUCUUUAGGCAAUUGUUUUGGCAGCUACUUAUAUGAUGAAUGCCUCGAAGGCCCGAAUGCAUUGGCCUAAAUUGAUAAAUUAAAUAGGGUGCACAGCCCUGUAUUUAUUAAAGACGUAUUUUGUG